Molecule: messenger RNA, 3519 nt
Organism: Siniperca chuatsi (mandarin fish)
Lineage: Eukaryota; Metazoa; Chordata; Actinopteri; Centrarchiformes; Sinipercidae
Gene: tgoln2
Product: trans-golgi network protein 2
Exons: 5
Coding region: 241-1422 (393 amino acids)
Source: RefSeq, a predicted model, not a curated record
CUUACAUCUUACAUCAUUCCAGGCACAAACCACACAGUCCCUGGUGCCACGGUUGCCUACUCUGAGCCACUUCACCGAUCCGUCAGUGAAAUUACAGAAGAAGAGCAGGCGAUUUGUACACGGAAGCAGGAACAGGACAUCCUCCAACCUGUCGACCUGUGUUUGUCAACGCGGAUUGUGGCGUACAGGAGACACAGAUUCAAUAUAUUUGGUUUGUGUUUUCAUUGUUGUGCGGACACAAUGAGGACGGCUUUUCUGCUACUCACAGUGUUUCUGUGUUGCUGCUUGGUCAGAGCGGCUCCAAUACAAAAACUAGAUCAGCCAGAAAACAAUGAAAAAUCAUCAGCAGGAUCCAGUGAAGUUGGGAAGAACCAAACUUUAACUGGUACUAAUGGAGCGAAAGAUGUCCACAUCACUGACAAUGCAGCAAAGGAUGAACAAGCAGAGACAACUGAUGAUAAGUCUGCAGGCAAAACUAAUGAUGGAAAGCCAGUAGGGGGCAAAGUACUAAAUCAGUCCAAAACCGAAACACCAGCUGAUGAAGCCAAGAACCUUGCAUCACAAGCAGACAAAGCAAACAAACCAGAUGACAUCGAGCAAAGGAAAGAAAAGACACAAAGUCAAGAGGAGCAUGUGGAUGAAAACAACAACAAAGUGACAAAUGUUCAGGGGCAGAAGCCUGAAGGCACACUGACAACCGGCAUAGAAGAGGAAACUAAAACUCUAAAUAAAAAUGUUAUGAAACCUGCAGUCUCAGGAGAGAUAGACGAGGAGAAAGAGCCAGAAGGAAAGGACAGCAAGGAGGAAUUGCAAGUGAAAAAGGACGCCAAGAAGGAAAAGCCAGAAGGAGAGAACGCCAAGAAGGAAAAGCCAGAAGGAGAGAACGCCAAGAAAGAAAAGCCAGAAGGAGAGGACGCCAAGAAAGAAAAGCCAGAAGGAGAGGACGCCAAGAAAGAAAAGCCAGAAGGAGAGGACGCCAAGAAAGAAAAGCCAAAAGGAGAGGACGCCAAGAAAGAAAAGCCAGAAGGAGAGGAUGCCAAUGAGGAAAAGCCAGAAGGAGAGGACGCCAAUGAGGAAAAGCCAGAAGGAGAGGACGCCAAUGAGGAAAAGCCAGAAGGAGAGGACGCCAAUGAGGAAAAGCCAGAAGGAGAGGACGCCAAUGAGGAAAAGCCAGAAGGAGAGGACACCAAAAAUAGAGAAACAGGAGAUAAAACUGUUAUCUUCCCAUCUGGUAUAAAGGAUGAGGCUGAAAGCAGUCAUUUCUUUGCCUACCUUGUCUUUACAGCUGUGCUGGUGGCAGUGCUUUACAUUGCUUACCACAACAAGCGCAAGAUAAUUGCCUUUGCUUUGGAAGGAAAGAGAUCCAGAUCCACACGUCGACCUAAAUCCACAGAAUACCAGAAGCUGGAACAGCAUAUGUGAUCUCAAGUCAUUCUCUCAAAGCUAUUGCCUCGAGCAGCUGAAUACACUGGAGGUUGUGUGAGAAGUGGGCGAAUGAAUACUGGCGAUAUUUUCCUGGAGUACUCUGCAUUGAUUUCACCCUGUGUUAAAUGGACAUUCUUCUAUUUUGUACCUUUUUAGAUGCUUAUUGUAUGACUAUGCAGAUGACACUGUUGCCUUAUUGAGGGAAUUAGUGAAAUGCAGUGAGGGUAAAAUAAGCAUGCUGUUUUUGCACUUGUGUUGUUAUUCCACUUUUAAGGCAAUCUUGUAAUUUGACCUGAUUAAGGUCCUGACUCAGGAUAUUUCAGUAGCAGAUGAAAAGUAUUAGCUGAAUGGAUUCCAGACUUGUGUGUACAGUGCGUUAGUGAUUGCACUACCUAAAAUAAGUGUACCUAAAUAAGCCAUCUGAAUCUUAAAAUGUGUGUUUUAAAUGUCUAUUUGAUAAAAUGUAUCAAGAGUCCAUUUAGAUGUACACAAGUGUCAAAAUGGGAUUUCUGCUCGUGUUCACAACCAUGUGGUGUUGGCCAGAUGAAUGUAAUAGCAACCUUUAUUUUCCAAAUGAGAUGCUAGCACAGUGCUUGCUGACUUUAACUUCUUAAAGGCUGAGCCUUCAACAGGCUGAAAGGAUUAAGUCUGUACUUAAAGCAAUAGUAUAACAUUUAGCAAAAUAGGAUUAUUUGGUUUCUUGCUGAGAAGAUCAAUAUCACUCGUAUCUUUCCAGCAAAUAUUACAUUAAGGCUUCAGCCAACUGCCGGUUAGCUUAGCCUAGCAUAAGGACUGGAAACGGGGAAACAGCUAGUCUGGCUCUCUCCAAAGGUAGCUAAAUCUGCCCCCCAGCACCUUGUUAAGAGUUCACUAAUUAACACAUUAUCCUUCUUUUGUUUAAUUUGUACAAAAACUGUAAAAAAAAAAAAAAGUGUAAAAUUGAUACGUUGUAGUUUUACAGAGGCUGUGUGUUGGAGUAUUUCUUGGGCGGGAGCAUUUAUGCUAAGAUAAACUAACCAGCUGAUGACUGUAGCUUCAUAUUUAGCGUACAGAUACAACAGUGGUAUCAAUCUUCUCAUCUAACUCUUGACAAGAAAGGGAACGAGCAUAUUUCCCAAAAUGUUGGAACUAGCCCUUUAAACAACAAUUAAUUACAAUUAAGCAACUGAGGUGUUUUAACUGCUGUCAGGGUAAACAUGUAAAUGCCUCUUUAUUUAUCCAGACUGGAUGUCAAUGCGAAACAAUCCGUGUGGCGUGACUGGCGUUGUUAAAAUGUUGGUUAUCUGCAGUCAGUCUGGUUACUGUAUGGCUGCCCGACACAUCAGUGGCUUGUUAUUCCUCUUUUAGGUGAACAUUUCUAACUUGUGCCACUUGUUGCUUUGCAUUGAAACACUAGUCUGAAAUGUAGAUUGUUUUAACCUAAAAACUAGGAAAUUGGCCAACAGCUUCGUUGUUUUAACUGUUGGGAGUGCAAUAUUGGAAAAAAACAAACUGUAUUUGGGGAUAGGUUGACCACUAAUACAUUAGUUUAAAUCUUUCCUCUAGAGUAGAUGUGUUUAUGUUCCGAUGACAGACUUGUGCCAAAUUGUGAAUGAUUUUACUGUGAUUCAUUGUGUGAGUCUUGUAUUGUGCCUGUUUCCUGAAUUGAUGCUAUAUUUCUACUGGGCGGUGGUCACAAUAUAUGGAAAGCCCUUUAUGUAAAAAGGAAAAGAAAUAUAAGCCAAUUGCUUCUUGGCAGAAAGUCCAUAUUAUGUUCCAAAAAUAUGAUUUUUAUUGAAAACAGAAUUCUGCAUUUUCAUAAUCAAAUUUGUUUACAACACAUUGCUCUUUUCAUGAGUCACAUAAGUAACUGAAUUAGUUAGAAAACAUCACAAGCCAUUCUUUCAAACAGUCUGGCUUAAAUUAGCAGGUUGUCAAGAUGUUUAAUGACCAUAUAGCUAAAUAACUAAGUAUUAGGUAUUGAUUUCACUUUGUUAGGAAUGGCUCUCCAUCCAGCUGUCCUUCAAAUGUAUGAUUGCACAAAUAUGUGUGUGCAACCAAUUAAGAUGAGCAUUCAUUCUAAAAUAAAAGCUUUUUGUACUUUCUAGUCUCAAA